AUGUGUCCUGCGCCAUGGAAGGCUCACGGCAGCGGCGGGGAGCAGAUCUCUCCGAACGGCACAACAUUCCAGGCGCACUCCGUCGUCCAUGAAUACCGAAUACCGACAAAGCGAACGAAACGGCGAGAGCUCUGUCCGUGGCUCUGGGCUGUCAGACAGAAGUUACCUUUGCUCCUGCCCGGACGACUGAACGCACGCUGCUGCCCGCGCGCGCUCCGUUUAUAUAACACCUCGCGCGCGUUUUUGAAGCAAGACCAGGACCAGGAGUCGUCCGUCCAGGCAGUCCAGGAAGUCGCAGUCGUCCAAGGAGUCGCGAACGUGGCGUCCAACGAGGCCAACACCAGCGCCGCGGGCAGUGGCGCGGAGUCCGCCGCCCUGUUCUCGAAAUUGCGUAGCUUCUCCAUUGGCAGUGGGCCCAACUCGCCCCAGCGUGUCGUGUCCAACCUGCGCGGCUUCCUCACCCAUCGCCUGAGCAACAUCACACCGAGCGACACAGGAUGGAAAGACUCGAUUCUGUCGAUUCCGAAGAAAUGGCUCUCCACCGCCGAGUCCGUGGACGAAUUUGGAUUCCCUGACACUCUACCCAAGGUGCCCGUACCGCCGCUAGAUGAGACGAUGGCCGACUAUAUACGCGCCCUGGAGCCGAUCACCACGCCGGCCCAGCUGGAGCGGACCAAGGAGCUCAUCCGGCAGUUCACGGAUCCCCAGGGCAUUGGACCACGACUGCAUCAAUAUCUGCUGGACAGGCGUGAAACGGAAGACAAUUGGGCCUACCAUUACUGGCUAAACGACAUGUACAUGAACAUCCGUAUCCCCUUGCCGAUUAAUUCGAAUCCUGGCAUGGUGUUUCCGCCGCGUCGCUUUAAGACAGUCCACGAUGUGGCCCACUUUGCCGCCCGGCUGCUGGAUGGCCUACUGAGUCACCGCGAGAUGCUGGACAGCGGAGAGCUACCCUUGGAGCGGGCCGCCUCCCGGGAGAAGAACCAACCGUUGUGCAUGGCUCAGUACUAUCGCCUGCUUGGGUCCUGCCGUCGUCCUGGCGUGGAGCGUGACUCCCAGUACCUGCCGUCGCGGGAGCGAUUGGCCGACGAGGAUCGUCAUGUGGUCGUGUUCUGCCGCAACCAGAUGUACUGUGUGGUCCUGCAGGCCAGCGAUAGGGGAAAGCUGUCAGAGAGCGAGAUUGCCUCCCAGAUCCUGUACGUCCUAAGCGAUGCGCCCUGUCUGCCCGCCAAGCCGGCGGCUGUGGGUCUGCUAACCGCCGAGCCGAGGAGCCGCUGGGCUUUGGAUCGCGAGAUGCUGCAACAGGAUGAGCAGAAUCAUCGCAAUCUCGAGCUAAUUGAGACCGCCCAGGUGGUGCUGUGUCUGGACGAGCCGCUGGGCGUAAACUUCAAUGCACGCGGCUUCACCGGUGCCACGCCCUCUGUCCACAGCGCUGGGGAUCGGGACGAGACGAACAUGGCCCAUGAGAUGAUCCAUGGCGGUGGCAGCGAGUACAACUCUGGGAAUCGGUGGUUCGACAAAACCAUGCAGCUCAUCAUCUGCACCGAUGGCACCUGGGGUCUGUGCUACGAACACUCCACCUCCGAGGGCAUAGCUCCGGUCCAGUUGCUGGAAAAGAUCUACAAGAAGAUCGAAGAGCACCCGGAUGAGGAUACUGGCUUGCCCCAGCACCAUCUGCCGCCACCGGAGCGCCUGGAGUGGCACAUCAGUCCGCAGAUACAGGCGCGAUUCGGCCAGGCUUGCCAGAGCGUGGACAAGGCCAUUGACAACCUGGAUUUCUAUGUGUACCGCUACCAGGGCUAUGGCAAGACCUUCAUCAAGUCCUGCCAGGUCAGUCCGGAUGUGUACAUCCAGUUGGCCCUGCAAUUGGCCCACUAUAAGCUCUAUGGCCGCCUGGUGGCCACCUACGAGAGUGCGUCCACUCGGAGAUUCCUGCUUGGUCGCGUGGACUGCAUUAGGGCCGCCAGUACGGAGGCCUUGGAGUGGGCCAAGGCCAUGUGCCAAGGCGAGGGCGCCAAUGUUCCCCUGGAAAGCGAUCGCGAGGAUGAGGAGGAGUCACGCAAGGUCAAGUUUAGCAUUUACAGUAAGGACCACCUGCGUGAGCUUUUCCGAUGCGCCGUCGCCCGCCAGACGGAGGUGAUGGUAAAGAACAUCCUGGGCAAUGGCAUCGACAUUCCACUCCUGGGUCUACGGGAGGCCAGUGUGGACGUCACCGGCGAGAUGCAUGAGCUGUUCAAGGACGAGUCCUACAAUAUCUCGCAGUGCUUCCUGCUCUCCACCAGUCAGGUGGCCUGCAGCACGGACAGCUUUAUGGGCUAUGGACCGGUGACGCCCCGCGGCUACGGAUGCUCCUACAAUCCGCAGCCGGAGCAGAUCGUCUUCUGCGUGUCGGCCUUCUAUGCCUGCGAGGAUACGAGUGCCUCGCGCUAUGCCAAGUCGCUGAAGGAAUCGCUGGACAUAAUGCGAGACCUCCUGCAGAACUAGACGCACUCCGAUCCUUGAUCAUCGGAACAAUAAACAUAUCAGUAAAUGUACCUUGUAGCAGGUUAGCGAACGAAUCUAAGUAAGUGUAACUAGCGACCGCCCGGGCGUUUCAUAUGUGACCAAGCACCACCAAGCGAGCCACCCCCAACGAGGGUGGGAGAUCCAGGAAGGAGGAUGAGGACGAUAACGAAAAUCGGAAUCGAAAACUAAUGUCAAUCACUACCAUGUUGAGACAGAACUAUAAACGCAACCCAUUCGCUUUACAUAUCCGUUUACCCCCCAAAAAGGUACCCCCAAGUAGUUGAAAAAAUAUAGGGCAACUUUAGUCAAUUAAAUGUUUUAGAGCCAUUUUAUGCGCCAACUGUUAGUGCUGUUAUAUCUGAGUGUGUUACUUGUGCAAUAUCAAAAUAUAUAAAUAUAUAUCGGGGAAACCGAAUUAGCUGAGCUUACACCUUGUUUAACCCCCACUAAUGCGAUGGUAUGACACUGUAUAACAUCUUGUUAGAACCUUAAAGAGGAAACUUUACAUAUAUGGACUAUAUUUUUCACAUAUAUAUCGGAAAGUUUGAAUAUGUUAUGUUAAUAUGUUAUUAUUACUCUCUAACUUGUAUUAUCCAUAUUUAGAUUUCUUUUAAUAUUUGAAAUAUCUGAAAAUGGUUGCUUUCGAAUCCUGUUAAUUAUAAAUUAUUAACGUUUAAAAAUGCAGUGUCAUACCCGUAUAACCACGUCUUUAACUCGAAAGAAACCCCACAAGUAUGCAAUACUUUAUGUUUCAAGUGUUGAGUUUAAAAUUCUUUAUAUAUAAAAAAAUGUUAUAAAAGAUACUAUAGCGAAAGCUAAAGCUAAACAACACAGGAAAAUAUACUAAAAGUUAAAGCCCCCUUUGCUGGUUACUGCAAUUUCGUUGCUGUUCGUUUGAGAAAUUAUUAAAAAAUUAUAAACUACAUACUAUAUAGUGUCUGUUGAGAUGUUUCCAUAUAUAUAAUCGUGUUUUAGAGAGCAAAUGGUAUACCGUAACUAAGGGCUUUUUGGAUGGCAUAUAUAUACAUACAACCCUGAAUUAGACAGAAACUUAGAGGAUUAUAUAUAUAUAUAUAUCUAGAGAAAUCAUGUACGCGUAUAGACUUGAGACGUAACAAUACAUAUCAGUAAAUUUACAUAAAUCCUCGGGAAGGGAGGUAGAGGGAUAUAACUAUAUAUAUAUAUAUGUUUGUCUGUUCAAACCGUUAGUGAAAUGUAUAUGUUUCGGUAGUGAUUGGAGGCUAUCAAUAUUCUACAAGAGUGUUUACAUAAAUAUUAUAUACGUAUGUUAUUUACAAGAGAAAUUAUAUAUGAGAAACGUUAAAGGACAACCAGAUACAUAAUAACAUUAUAAAUAAAACUAGUUGCUGUGUUCAUUGUUGCUAUAUAUGUAUGAGUAUCUUCUAAACUGUUAACCGAUCUAUGUAUCUAUCCUGUAUUCGAUCUGUGUACCAUUACGUUACCUUAACCUUACCGUUCGGUUUGUCGUUAAGUUUGACUUGUUUACAAUAAAUGUAUGCAAAAUAAUCACCAAACAAAUAAAAAUAAAAUGAA
Drosophila serrata is the source of this 4059-nucleotide messenger RNA. RefSeq names its product Choline acetyltransferase (gene ChAT). Lineage: Eukaryota; Metazoa; Arthropoda; Insecta; Diptera; Drosophilidae. The record is from RefSeq and is a predicted model, not a curated record. Gene Ontology annotation, molecular function: choline O-acetyltransferase activity. Gene Ontology annotation, biological process: acetylcholine biosynthetic process; neuromuscular synaptic transmission. Gene Ontology annotation, cellular component: cytoplasm; neuron projection.